GUUUAGUUUCCCGGCUUGCAGCUUUGCUCGUCAGUACUGCGCGAACCGCGGAGGGAUUUAAAACAAGCACUGCGAGUGGAGCAUAGCGGAGCGCAUCUCUUGUACAGCGGAGCAGAGAGCACCAUGUUCCUCGGGAAGCUGCGGGCGUGCGUUGCCCUGUGCGUGUGGAUUACGGUGCUGGCGAGCACGCGGAGCGGCGGCGUGGGCGCGAGGAGGCAAGACGACUCGUUCACGGCAACGGCGGCGUCCAGCGUGUACCGAGCCCGGUGCGCCUCGCGAUGCCUCAGCCUGCACAUCACGCGCAUCUCCGCUUUCUUCAAGCACUCGCAGAACAACGGAUCCUUGGUGUGGUGCCAGAAUCACAAGCAGUGCUCCAAGUGCCUGGAGCCCUGCAAGGAAUCCUGGGACCUGAAGGAAAACCAAUGCCAGGAUCUAUGCGAGCCCCUUUUUCCCAAAAAGCACUACGAGUGCCUCACCAGCUGCGAGUUCCUCAAGUCCAUCGAGGGUGUGAAGCAGGGCGACUGUCCCGCCCCGGAGAAGGCCAGCGGCUUUGCGGCGGCUUGUGUGGAAAGCUGCGAGGAGGACGGCGAGUGCUCGGCCGUCAAAAAAUGCUGCUCCAAUGGUUGUGGCCACACCUGUCAGGUCCCCAAGAACCUGUACAAAGGAGUCCCUCUGAAGCCGAGGAAGGAGCUGGUGUUUGCAGAGCUGCCCUCGGGUCAGCUGGAGAUCCGCUGGUCCUCCAAGUUCAACAUUUCGGUGGAACCCGUUCUUUACGUGGUGCAACGGCGCUGGAAUUUUGGUAUUCACCCCAGCGAGGAUGAUGCUACUGAGUGGGAGACCGUUGCACAGACCGCCGAGGAGCGGGUCCAACUGGCCGACAUCAGAGCCAGCAGAUGGUACCAGUUCAGAGUCGCUGCUGUCAAUGUGCACGGGACCCGCGGCUUCACUGCGCCAAGUAAACACUUCCGCUCCGCUAGAGACCCGUCCGCCCCGCCACGCCCGAGCAGCCUGCGUGUCACCAACGUGACGCAGGGUGAUGAAGGCCUGGUGACAGUUCGUCUCAACUGGAGCUUGCCAGAGGAGCCCGACAUUCCCAUACAUCACUACAAAGUGUUCUGGAGCUGGACCGUGCCCACCAAGUCGACGGUUCCGUCCAAGAAGAGGAGGAGAAAGACCACCAACGGGACUCAGAGCUGGGUGGACCUGGAGGCCCUGCAAGUCAACAGCAGUUACACUAUGGAGCUGCAGGCCGUGACGUAUUGGGGACAGGUGCGACUGAAGAGUCCCAAGGCCUUGCUGCAAUUCAGCACCACCCAGAAUUCGGAAUCAGUAAAAUCAGGGCACAAGUCAAAGAAAGAAGAGAUACCCCCCGCCGGACCAACCUUGGCCAAGGCAAAGCGACCUUCUGGCCCGCUGGAGGUGGGCACGCCCUUCUACCAGGAUGGCCAGCUGCAAGUCCGUGUCUACUGGAAGAACCGCGGAGAGCCUGGAAUGAACCGCUACCACGUCCAGUGGAUGCCUGAGUACUGCCACCACAAUGAGACGCGGGGACCAGAAAAAUCCUCCACGCAGGAGAACUACAUCAACCUCCCGGGCCUCUUGUUCUCCUGCAAGUACAAGGUCACGGUUCACAUGCUCAAGUCCAAGAGACGCUCCAAGGAGGAGAGCAUCACCUUCCUCACGCCGUCUUGCGCUACCAUCCGGAGCAAGACUCACAAACACAUCCCCUGCCCGGGAGAGGGAGCUGCAACACUUCCGAAAGUUUUGGCCAAGCCCGAAAACCUGACAGCAACAUUUUCCAUCAACGGAGGAAAUAUCUCCGGCAGCUUCCUGUGGCGUGUGUCUCGGGUGGCGGCCCACCAACGCAUUACGGGCUUUCAAGUCACCUGGGCUGAAAUCACCACUGAGAGUCGACAGAAUAGCUUGCCCAAUAGCAUCAUUUCCCAGUCCCAAAUCUUGCCUCCGGAUCACAAUCUGCUGGUCGUGUCCAACCUGCGGCCGUCCACCUACUACAGACUGGAGGUGCAAGUAAUAACGAGCGGAGGGGAAGGCCCCGCCACUGUCAAGACCUUCCAGACGCCCAACGUAUUAGCAGUCAAUCAACACCGGCCCAGACUCCGGCAACACCAUUCCCAUCACCAGAAACCAUCGGUCGAAAAACACUGAGUCGCAAAGUGAGGCGAAUCCAGUCGUUCUUUCCUUCCCAUUUGUCAGAGACUAUCCGGAAAGAAAGUGUGGAAACGUGAACUGUCCCAAAAACCGACGCCCCCGCCACACUCCCUUUUCCAUUUAUGAAACAACAGUCCUCUUCUUUGAAAGCAUCGCAAGACAUCCUUUUCGGAACCCCUCUGACUCACCACGUCAGACCGGUCGGUGUACAGUUUUGACAAUUUUACUACAAAGUCUACUGUUGUGUAUUUGUUAGUACGCAGCUAAUAUGGAAGUCAUCAACAACAGCCGCUUGUGUACAGUUUGAGGCGAACACAGAAAAAACAAUAUGUACGUCGUCGAUUUGUGAAGAAAAGCACGAGAUCUAUUUAUUUUGACCGAUGUUUGGUGUCACGGUUGUCUAAUCCAGAAUAUGUCACAUAGUUCCAUUGCAUGUAGUCCAUUCGACUUUUAAAAAUGCGCUUCAAUCGGAGAGCUUUUGCAUGGCGACCGUUUGCAUUCUGUUGGCAUGAAAAAGAAAAAUUUAAAUGGUCCUUUUUCGAUAUGUUAGCGAUAUUCCUUUAACGGAUUAACAAAGAACUAUACUGGGAAUACUAUGUAAUGUUUAUUAAUGAAAUUAUAACGUGUGGAAAUGAUGCAUUGUACAUCUUGGCUGUAGAAAUGUUUGUCGUGGAACAGUCAGUGAAUGUUUAUAUUUAUUUAUGUGUGUAUUCCAGUUUGAUUUGGAUGUGUGUGGAUGUGGAUGUUGUGUGUGUUUUAGUAUCACUUUUGAAUGUUUUUUUUUUUUUUCGGGAAGCAACACAAAUCUUGUAAAGACACUUUGUAAAAAUGGAAUUGUAAAUACAGUCUUAUGUUACAUGUUAUUUUUCCAUGGUAGAAACUACAAACUGCGAAGUAAUAAAAUAAUCCUUAACCAGA
Molecule: messenger RNA, 3087 nt
Organism: Syngnathus acus (greater pipefish)
Lineage: Eukaryota; Metazoa; Chordata; Actinopteri; Syngnathiformes; Syngnathidae
Gene: anos1
Product: anosmin-1
Exons: 14
Coding region: 124-2166 (680 amino acids)
Biological process (GO): neuron differentiation
Cellular component (GO): extracellular region; cell surface
Molecular function (GO): protein binding; peptidase inhibitor activity
Source: RefSeq, a predicted model, not a curated record